AUGCUAUGCGUAUUAUCAAUUUUAUUGGUCACAUCUGCAACUUGCAUGGACACCAUCACACAAGACUUGGUAACACCAUUGAAGUAUAUGGGAGAAGCCUGUGGAUAUGAGAGUUGUCCAAAAAUUAACCCCAAUAUACUGAAUGUCCACAUUGUCCCCCAUACUCACGGUGAACUAGGGUACACCCAUACCUUCUACGAGUAUUACACUGGCUGUGAGUAUUUACAUUUAUUUAAUUAUUGAUGUUGGGAGCAGAAGAGCCAAAUCAACAUGAAAAGAAUAUUAGAUUACACAAUAACGGAAUUAUGGUCGAAGGAGACGAGAAAGUUUACGUUCUCGGAUAUGCCGUACUUCUUCCGCUGGUGGGCGAACAGAGAUGGCACGGUCCGCCGCAUGGUGUACGAGCUGCUCCGCCAGGGUCGGCUGCACUUCGUCGGCGGCGGCUGGAGCAUGAGUGAUGAGGCCACCACCAGCUACCACGCCAUCGUCGACCACUUCACAUACAGCCUCAGGAAGAUUAACGCUACGUUUUUGGACUGCGGUCGACCAUUGGUGACGUGGCAAGCUGACGUCUUCGGUCAUACCCGGGAGUUCGCGUCUCUGAUGGCGCAGAUGGGCUUCGAUGGACACUUCGUGAGCCCCAUCAGCUAUGACGACGAGCUGGCACGCAUGAGGAGGAAUGCGCUGGAAUUUGUUUGGAGGGGAAGCGAUGAUUUAGGUGCGGAAUCGGACAUCUUCACUCACAAACUGUUUGACGGCUACUGGUCUCCCCCAGGGUUCUGUUUCGGAGGGUUGUGUAAUGAUCCACUGAUUGUCACCUCGGAUAGUCUCUUCAAGAAUAUUGACGAGAGAACAAACGAAUUCUUCCGGAGUGUCCUCCAUCGUCAAGCGCCGUAUUACAGCACCAACAAUAUCAUGGUGAUGAUGGGGCAACGCCUCGGGUACUUCGACGCGAGCGUCUGGUUCGCCAACAUUGACAAGUUAAUUGAUCACGCCAACAACUAUACCUUGAAUGGCGCCAGGCUGAACGUGUUUUACUCGACCCCCGCUUGCUACUUGAAAGCCGUGCAUGACGCUUAUCCCCAGCUCCCGAGCAAGCAAGACGACUUUCUACCAUACGCGUACGACUCGGCCACAUAUGCUACUGGUUCGUACACGUCGCGACCCACCAUCAAGUUCAUGACUCGAGAAGGGCACCUUUAUUUACAGACAGUAAAACAGUUGCAAGUGACGGCCCAGCUCGGGAACAAUGACAAGUUCCUUGAGCAAUAUGACUGGAUAAACGGCGUGUUUCAAGACCACAACAUAAUAACAGGAGAGAUGCGAGCGCAUGUUAAAAAUUAUUACACACAAAAAAUGUAUGUUGGAACGCAGCAAGCAACCGGCUUGAUCAGAAGUGCUUUCAACAAACUGCGAGGCAGCCCCACAUCUACUGUGUACUACAGGUGUUCCUUCAACAUCUCCUGCUGUUUCAACACUCACGGUGAACAAUACUUCGUAGUUAUAUACAAUCCCCUGGCUUGGCCUGUCACAAUACCGGUGCGUUUACCAACAUACAGGAGGGACUACGUGGUUUACAAUCCGGACGGUGAGAAAAUUCGAUGCGCGCUGAUACCAAUACCGGAACCAGUGACUCAAAUACCAUACAGGAAAUCCAAAGGUCGAUACGAACUGGUAUUUAUCGCUGAAGACCUCCCACCGAUGGGCUACCGCUCCUAUUACGUGAGAGACCGUGAACUAGGCUGGUCCAGACCCAAACGAUCGAUUACCAAGAAAAUUAGUAGAGACAACGGCAAAAAAUAUUACAAAGGACAAACAAAUGCAUUUAGUGAUUUUGCUAAUCAUAAAGAUAAUGGAUAUGAAGAGAUUAAAGGAGACAAUAACGAUGAAUAUUUCGAUGACACUAUCGUAAAUAAUACAACCGAAAAAAAUAUAUAUAAAAACUUUAAUAAUUAUGACAUAAAACAUGAGAGAAAUAGUUCUAAAUAUGAUAAUAAUUACGACUUUUAUAUUGAGAAUAAACCAAGAUUAAGGACAGAAUUAAACGUGUACGACACGAGUACAACGACAGUUUCAAAUACGCAAUUAAAAGAAGUAAAUGAAAACGAUAAAUAUAUUGCUAAAGUAACAAAUCAAAGUAAAGAUACUAGCAAUAAUGUUGAACCAAAAACAGAAGGAGUAGAAGCACGUGAUGCAAUGGAUAAUGUUUCUGCAACUAAACAAGCAGUAAAUGUUGAAAUAACCGAUGAAGCGACGAAAAUGUUUACAGAAGAGACAACAGUGGAUGACAAUUUGAACGAAUACAGUACUGUAACAACACCUACUGAUAAAUUUACAACAAGAAACGGCGCUUACAACUACACUGUGACAAGAACGCCUCCUUCUAAAUAUGGAGGUAAGGAAGUUCAUGAAAAUAGAGAAACGGAAACAAUAACACCUGAUAAUGAAGAAUUUGAAGAUCCGAAAGAAAAAAUUUGGAGAGGAUCCCAAUAUGUUGAGGUGAAAGAUAAUUUUAUAAGGAACAGAUUUAUAAAAGUAAAUAUGGACAAUCGAGGCCGGAUCGAACUGGUCGAGUUACUGAACGGAGUCAACAUGUCUCUCGACAUAAAAUUCUAUUUCUACGCAUCAGACGACCCGGACAGAAUGGGAACGGACAAGAAAAGGCCCGGUGCUUACAUAUUCAGAGCUAUGGACCCUAAACCGAAACUUAUUGAAGACUAUCUAGAGAUGAAAGCAUACAAAAAUGGUUUACUACAAGAGCUGCAUAUGCAGUAUUCAGAUUAUACCUCUUUUGCUCUUAGACUGUAUAGACGAACGCCAUACAUCGAAUUAGAAUGGAUCGUGGGGCCUAUACCAUGUAAAGAUGAAAUUGGCAAAGACGUAUUCAUAAGAUACUCCACUGAUCUGGACAACAGAGGCGUUUUCUACACGGAUUCCAACGGGAGACAGACUGUGAAGAGGAUAAGGAAUACCAGAGCAUCCUUCGUGUUGGGGAAUCAGGAUCCUGUGGCUGGAAAUCUAUAUCCGGUCACAUCAAAAAUUUACAUAGAAGAUAUAAAGAAAAACAUACGAUUCUCCGUCUUCAACGAUAGAGCACAAGGCGGGAGUUCAAUGAACGAUGGUCAAAUAGAUCUAAUGCUGAAUCGGCAAAUAUUUACCGACGAUAGUGGCAUACAGGCAUUACUUAACGAAACCGAGAGUGAAAAAGGCUUGAUUGUCAGAGGCAAACAUUACUUGUACAUCACAAAAUCUGAUUACAAACCGAAUAGAAUAUUCGAGAAGAAAUUCUCCAAAGAAAUCGAAUUGAGACCUACCGUUUUUGUCUCGAAGAAAUCUCCGUACGGUAUAAACACGAAAAGUGCAUGGAUCAAAGAGAAAAAUGAAUUUAGCGCUGUAAAAACUAAACUGCCUUUGGGAGUCCAUGUUUUGACAAUUGAGAAAUGGAACACAGGCACCAUUUUGUUGAGACUGGAGAAUUAUUUAGAGAAAUCUGAUGUUGUAAAAUCUGGUAUUAAAAGAGUCGUUCUUAAUAAUCUCUUCGAAGGGAUGGAAAUUUUAAGCGCUAACGAAACGACUUUAGCUGCGAAUAUGUGGUUGAAAGACUGGGUGCCACUGCAGUGGGAUAAAAAUGAGAACUUUGUGAAAAACUUCAAUGAAGCGUAUGGUACCCAGAAUAUUAGUUUCAGAGAGGAUGAAGGUUUGAAGCCGAUUGAUGACAUCAAUGUAAACGAAGUAGUAACAUUGAGUCCGCAACAAAUCAGAACAUUUGUUUUAACUUUCAAGUAUGUUACUUAACUACUUCUUUGAUUACCUCUACUGAGUCGAGAUUCGUCUGUUCCUGUUAACUAUUUGUUGGAUAAUAUAUAAUUUUUAUCAGUUAA
Galleria mellonella (greater wax moth) is the source of this 3881-nucleotide messenger RNA. RefSeq names its product lysosomal alpha-mannosidase-like. Gene Ontology annotation, cellular component: lysosome. Gene Ontology annotation, molecular function: carbohydrate binding; alpha-mannosidase activity. The record is from RefSeq and is a predicted model, not a curated record. Lineage: Eukaryota; Metazoa; Arthropoda; Insecta; Lepidoptera; Pyralidae. The transcript is spliced from 18 exons. Gene Ontology annotation, biological process: mannose metabolic process.